CCGGCACCUGGUACGGAACAUCCGGCUUUCAUAUGGCGGGAGAAGGAAGUGUCCCGUUUUCCUGCUUUGAGUUGUGAAUAGAAAAUUUCUUUUCGUGCAUUUCAAACAUUAGUAUAUUGUUAUAGUGUUGCGACCGCUGAGAAGUUUGUCAGUCAUUUAGUUAACUAUUUCCAGGUGGAUAUUUUAAGGAAAGCCGACAUGGAGAAACGUCCCGCUACCAAAAACCGAAACACAGAAAACGACCCCCUCCCCCUGUCCUCCCUACGCCUCUCAGCUUCGCCGUUGCGGAUGGUCUCAGCCGCCAUGUGGCGGGUGAUGAAAAACAGAGAUGUGCUGCACUAUGGAAAGCUGGAAGCGUUUGUGACGUCCAUCUCUGCUGCCAGUCCCAUACUGCUGUCCUGCCGGCACCGUGCCAAACUGAUUCUGGGUCUCCGGGCUCGGAUGGUCCUAGAGUUGUGUCGAGGCCGUGCUCCUCCGGACCCCAGUGUUGUUCUACCCCACUUGGAACGCCUGCAGCCCUUGGGUGACCCUUCAAACCGCAGACGUGAUGAUGUCAAGGUGCGAGAAACGAUUUCAAAAUUCCAUGAGCUGGUGCAGGGCCUCCUGGACAACCCUGCAAGACGAAAAUAUUUUUUCCAGGAGGUAUUCCCUGUAGAGUUUGGUCCCGAGUUUGACAAUGCGCUGGAGAAGUUGUUGUGGGAAUUUCUGGUGCGGCUGGACAUACUUCUUCCCGUGCCUGACCUCGCUCAGACUGUGCAGUGGCUCAGCACUGCCCACGUUGUCCUGGAGGAACAUGCACAGUUCUUGUCUGAGCCCCAGCUGCUGAGGUCUCUGUUCCAGCAUCAGAGGUGCCUUGGUUACUUGCACUUGCCUGACCUCUCGUCCUCCUUGGGUGACUCCAUCCUGUCAUCGCUGUCCCUCGCUCUUUCCGGAAGAGUGCCGAGUGACAAUCAGCCGUCAGACGGGGAAUCGGAUUCCAGGAAAACUCGCGUGAUGCAAGACUGUAGAGAAGCUGACGGGGGGUCGUGCGUGCGGCCGGUCGCUGAAAGGACAGAGGAGCGGAAGAUGAGAAGCACUCUGGCAUUGUGCCGUCAAGGGAAAGAAGAGUCUAGAAAAGGUAUAAAGGGCUCCGAUCAUGAUGAGGCAACGAGGAGGCCAGGGUUACAUUCUGACAUCAGUCUCAGGGAAUCAGGGAGAAAAGAACUUCAGGAAGAAACCAGCAAACGGGCCAAGUCAUGUUACCAACAGGAGGAGGAAGAUGAGAAUGAGAGGGCCCAGAGAGAGAAGCAGGGUGGGGCUCUCAACAGGGGCUCUGGCCGGACAGAUUGGACCCAAUCUUCUCUGGUUGCCGCCUGCCUUAAUAGCCAGCCAAGGGUUCUGGUUAAACAACUCAGCUUAGCAGAUAUCCAUCCUCGCAGCAGUGUGGUCAGUGGAGCCCGAUCUCCAGCGAAACAGGACAAGGGCUCGUCAGAAUUCAGAGUGAAGCGGAAGAGGAAGCUUUGGAUGACACCUAAGAUUCUGGAAGCAGCAGAAAAAGAGAACUCUGCUGACCAUCCUGUCGCGUCAAGUGCAUCUCCUGUCAUCUCGCCGUUUACACAAAAAACAGGGAGGACCAGGUCAUCUCCGGAAGACAGUGACGUCGUCCUUGAUUCUGAAGAUGAAGAAACUAAGAAUUUCAAGGGAAGGCUGUUCGCCAAGCGGUACUACCGGACCAAGCACCACACCUAUGUGCCCACGCUCAGGGAGUUCUGGAAGCCUAGCCUGGCUAAGCCAGCCCUGCUGUCCCUCAGCCGUGCUCACAGGUGACCAGCUCUGGAUGCUGUCCCCGCUUCGCUGGCCAGGAACCGGGACCGCGUAGGUGCUGAGGAGGUGCCAGGCUUUCAUCACACGUGAUGUGAGCACUUAAACAUAGACUGAGAUCCACAACGGAUUGUUUAUAUGCUGAGGAUACUUGUGGUUCUGUGGAGAUAGUGCUGCAAGUAGAGAAGUAUGGGUUGGAGAUGCUUUAAAUGGUCCUUUCCACCUUUUUAAAACUUACAUAUAUGCAAAUCAUAAUUAUGCUCCAAUUCAGCAAUUUUCUAAGUUUUAAAUGGAUUAAUAGUGAAUUAUAAUAAAGUAUAUAAAUCCUG
Molecule: messenger RNA, 2129 nt
Organism: Brienomyrus brachyistius
Lineage: Eukaryota; Metazoa; Chordata; Actinopteri; Osteoglossiformes; Mormyridae
Gene: tinf2
Product: TERF1 (TRF1)-interacting nuclear factor 2
Exons: 10
Coding region: 199-1806 (535 amino acids)
Biological process (GO): regulation of telomere maintenance via telomere lengthening; telomere capping
Cellular component (GO): shelterin complex
Molecular function (GO): telomeric repeat DNA binding
Source: RefSeq, a predicted model, not a curated record